This is a messenger RNA of Aspergillus udagawae, 1155 nucleotides long. It is a transcript of the gene aspC, whose product is annotated as septin CDC12. Gene Ontology annotation, cellular component: septin ring; cytosol; septin complex. Gene Ontology annotation, molecular function: GTP binding; GTPase activity; molecular adaptor activity. NCBI's taxonomy places the organism in Eukaryota, Fungi, Ascomycota, Eurotiomycetes, Eurotiales, Aspergillaceae. Gene Ontology annotation, biological process: cytoskeleton-dependent cytokinesis. The coding region runs from base 1 to 1155 and encodes 384 amino acids. The transcript is spliced from 7 exons. The record is from RefSeq and is a predicted model, not a curated record.
AUGGCCACAACUUCGGAAACUGCUUCCCCUAUUGGCAUUGCCAACCUCCCUAAUCAGCGGCACAAGAUUGUCGCUAAGCGGGGUGCGGCUUUCACUAUCAUGGUUGCUGGAGAAUCGGGAUUGGGAAAGACCACGUUUAUCAACACCCUGUUUUCGACCACUAUCAAGAAUUAUGCCGAUCACAAGCGUCGCCAUCAGAAGCAGAUCGACCGGACGGUUGAGAUCGAGAUUACCAAGGCAGAGCUAGAGGAGAAGUUCUUCAAAGUCCGCCUGACCGUCAUUGAUACCCCCGGCUUCGGCGACUAUGUGAACAACCGUGACUCCUGGCAACCAAUUAUCGAGUUCCUUGAUGACCAGCACGAAUCGUACAUGCUUCAGGAGCAGCAACCCCGCCGCACAGACAAGAUCGAUAUGCGUGUUCACGCCUGCUUGUACUUCAUCAGACCCACGGGCCACACUUUGAAGCCUCUUGAUAUCGAGGUCAUGAAGCGGUUGAGCUCUCGAGUCAACCUUAUUCCCGUUAUUGCCAAGGCCGACACUCUUAGCCCUACUGAUCUUGCCCGUUUCAAGCAGAGAGUCAAAGCUGUGGUCGAAGCUCAAGGCAUCAAGAUCUACACCCCUCCUAUCGAAGAGGACGACGAGCACGCUGCCGCCCACGCUCGCAGCCUGAUGGCUGCUAUGCCCUUCGCUGUGAUUGGAUCCGAGAAAGAUGUGAAGACCAACGACAACCGGGUAGUAAAGGGUCGCCAAUAUGCUUGGGGUGUUGCCGAAGUCGAGAACGAGGACCACUGUGACUUCAAGAAGCUGCGCUCUAUCCUGAUCCGCACUCACAUGCUUGAUCUCAUCCAUACCACCGAGGAGCAGCACUACGAAGCCUACCGCGCACAACAGAUGGAAACAAGAAAGUUCGGCGAGGCCAGACCGAGAAAGCUGGAUAAUCCGAAGUUCAAGGAAGAGGAGGAGGCUCUGCGGAAGCGUUUCACCGAGCAGGUCAAGGUCGAAGAACAGCGAUUCCGCCAGUGGGAGCAGAAGCUCAUUUCCGAGAGAGACCGCCUCAACAAGGAUCUGGAGGCCACCCACGCUGCAAUCAAAUCGCUCGAGCAAGAAAUCGAGGCGCUGCAGGGCUCGACCACCCGGAGUCACGGACGUCGUUAA